AUGUCCUGGGAGGCACUAUCCAAACAGGCGCAGGCGGACUUAUUAAACUCCAUUCCUGCCAAGUGGAGGAUUGACGCUGAAGCUUUUACAGCGGUAACGGAUGUCUCCCAAAUACCAAAGACAUGCGGAAUCUUGAGUUCCCGCCAGAUUCAAAUUACAGAGCUCACUGCGACAGAGUUGGCGAAACAUAUCGCAUCUCGCCAGUUGAGAGCGGUGGAAGUUUUGGAUGCAUUUGCCGCCCGUGCAGCGAUUUCCCAUCAAUUGGUCAACUGUCUUACGUCAUGGUUCCUCGAAGAGGGAAUGCGACAAGCCCAGCGCUUGGAUAAGAUACUUGACGCUGGAGGAAAACCCCUGGGGCCCUUACACGGCGUUCCGGUUGCACUGAAGGAUUCUUACAGUAUGAAAGGUCACCCAACUACUCGCGGGUAUGUCGUCAAUAAAGACGAUGUGCAGCAUCAUGACGAUACCAUUGUGGCAACGCUACGCGCUGCGGGUGCGGUAUUUUUUUGUAGAACCACAAUGCCUCAGACAGGCAUGGCGCUGGAAACAGUCAGCAACUUAUGGGGCCGCACUUUGAAUCCUUUCUACACCAAGCUCGUUGCGGGAGGGAGCUCUGGUGGAGAUGGUGCUGGUGGCCAUGAGAGGUUGUCCAAUUGCACCGUCGACAGAUAUCGGUGGUUCCAUUCGUGUUCCUGCUGCUUUCAAUGGUCUCUAUGCCAUCCGGCCCACCUCGCUUCGAAUUCCCAAAGCGGGAUGGGGAGGAUCGAAGACAGAUAUGACGUCUGCAGUGUCCCUAUUCCCUGGAGAGAUGUGUCACUGCCAAAGGGAAAGUUGGUAGUGGGUAUAAUGAACUGGGAUGGCGCAGUCAUGCCUCAGCCACCUGUUCUUAGAGUCAUGGCUCAUACAAGACAGGCUCUCCAAAAAGCUGGAUUUGAACAAGACACUUUGUUUAACUCCAAUACAGUAAUUGAAUUCCAGCCACCAUUCGAUUGCUGGGAGCUCGCCAAAUGCACGUUUGACAUCUACUUCCAAGAAGCUGGUGAAGAGACCCUUGCAAAGCUCAAACCUACCGGGGAGCCACUUAUUCCAGCGUUUGCAAAUCUGCUUAAGGUCUAUAAUGCGCGCCAUCUUACCGCGCUAAAGCUUUACCAUCUCAAUAUGAGAAUGAGGGGGUUCAAGGAGCAAUUCGCAGAUGCCUGGAUGCAGACAAACCGGAUCACUUCAUCCGGACGCCCGAUGGAUGCUUUGAUUUGCCCUGCUGCACCCUCAGCGGGCGCACCGCACGACUUCAAUGCAUACUGGGGCUACACAUCGAUGUUCAACUUCCUGGACUACCCAUCUACAAUCUUGCCCGUUAAAAAAUUUAAGAUUGAUCCUCGAAUUGAUCGUCUCGACGCAACCUAUCAACCAUUGACGUCAAAUCCUUACGACAAGGCAUACCAUGCUAUGUAUAAUGCGGAGCUCUUCGCCAACCAACCGUCUAGCAUACAAAUUGUUGGACGCCCAUUUGAUGAUGAGGAAAUUAUCGAGGUUACUUCUGAGAUUGACAAUCUUCUUAAGACGACCGGGGAAGUUAAAUCAAAUCUCUAG
Molecule: messenger RNA, 1590 nt
Organism: Penicillium salamii
Lineage: Eukaryota; Fungi; Ascomycota; Eurotiomycetes; Eurotiales; Aspergillaceae
Source: the annotation of a GenBank genome assembly